Molecule: messenger RNA, 4352 nt
Organism: Guyanagaster necrorhizus
Lineage: Eukaryota; Fungi; Basidiomycota; Agaricomycetes; Agaricales; Physalacriaceae
Exons: 21
Coding region: 168-4352 (1394 amino acids)
Cellular component (GO): cytoplasm
Molecular function (GO): protein binding
Source: RefSeq, a predicted model, not a curated record
CUAAUGAGUGUCGACUCGACCGAGGCAGCCGCGGGCGGAUAGGUUCAGUGUCGCAAAUUCCAUUUUUGCUCGUCGUGUCAGUGUCACAUGGCGCGUCCAACCCUGACCUGAUCCAUAUGCAAUAUUGAACAUAGCAGACCGAAACAGACCUGUAGGCUGAGUACAGCAUGAUUGCUCCCAACAAUUCAUCAAGCAGAUUGGCGGUGCCAUUGACCUUUUUCAAUGGGAAUGAUGCUGAGAACUUUCAAAGCGUCGCGUCACUUAGUGAGGGGAGCUCCAAGGCAACAGCGAUAACGUCCUGGGGUCUUUCGGACUCGUGCUUCGGCAGCGAACGAUAUGCUGUCGUUGGAUGUCAAGACGGAACUUCGUUUGUCUUUCGCCCUUCGCUGAUACCUUCCACUCCUGUGGUAUCCAAGCCACAUGAUUCUUCCUUAUCUUCCAGGCCAUCGAGCCCUCUGCGCGUCUCCCCCGAUUCUCGAGCUACUUCCCGUUCGACGUCGCCCACAAGCAAUACUUCGACAUUUCCGCCUUUUACUGUCGCUCCACGAUCUCGAAUUGUGUCUGGAAUCACCACGGAGCAGGUCGAAGCGCCAAAGAACUAUGUCGAUUUUGAAGAUGAGCCCGACAAACUCAAAGACAUGCUGAAGGGCCGUAGAUCGAAGGAUAGACGAAAUUCGUCGGAACUUCGAGACACCACGUCUAAUCAGCGGCAUGCUCCUCCUACGCUGUCUCCAGAAGUAGUCUUUUCUCCUGCUAAACAAAGGAAAGAAAGGCCACGUUCACUACUUUCUGCCACCACUUCCCCACCAUUCACUCCCAAAUCUAUUUCGACACCUGCCUCACCGAGAAGGCAGCCUUUGAUCGAACAUGGUUCAAGGCUUGACUUCUCGCAUUGUAUUAUACCUCCGCACUUCGGACAAAGUCACGCUGUAGCCUCAAUUCGCCCUCUAAAUGACGCUCGUUAUGUCGUUUUGCGAGAGAAUGGUGGUGUGUCUGUGAUGUCAUGUAGGGAUGGGAAAUGUCUAGCGACUGUCCAUGUCGGCGACGUAUUACUUGAACCGCCUGAGGGCGUGAAAGACAGAUCUGCUGUCAAUGAGGUUUGGAGAUGGAGAGAACUUGAGAUAAUCAGCAUCAGAGAGGCAUGCCUACACUUUGCUUCUUCAUGGAAAUCCGUGCUGAUACUGGCAUCUGCAUUUCUUGACGCCAACUCGUCAUCUCUGUCAGCGGAUAUAGAUGGUGACAGCCUCUCUCCAGAAUCCUGUAUAAUGGUAUUACAAUACCAUCCUGGUGACGCCAUUGGUGCCAUUGAGGCCUCUCUAGAGAAAGUGGGCGAAUGGCAUAUCGAUGGUUCUCACACUACUGUUGGGAUCCAUGCUGAUUCAGACAAUUCUACAAUUAUUCAUUAUCUUUCACGGGAAAAGCAUCUGUUACUCUGUACCCUACAUUUGACGGCGCACCCUUUGGUCCAACCCUUCGAAUUGCCAGCACAAGAAGCAACCUCGUUAUCGAAUCCAUUCAAAGCUAUGACAACACGAUCUGCAGAAUCGCAUUCCGUGCAGCCUGUACACAAGCGGAAUUUUGGCAGAAUCUCGUUAGGUCAGACAAUUGAUGCUGGCCCGUUAGAGAUUCCUGAUUCAUUAUCUGGCAUGCGCACACGAUCAUGCGAUGGUGCUUUGCGUGGACUCUGUUGGUCUGAAACACAUAUUACAGCUUUUGAUUAUUGUGGUUCCACGCUGCAGAAUUUGUUCGUGCAGCCAGUGGAUAAUGUGAACGAUAUUCAAUGGAUUGACGAUUCAACAUAUGCUAUCAUUACCGAGGGGGGCGUUGAAUUUCACAUUUUUAGGUUCGUCGAUGCGAAUAACGAUGAUGUUGGGAAGACAAACCAUGGAAGCACGGUCUAUAUUCAACCAGGAUUUUUAUACGCCAUGGAUACUGCACCACAUGAUACGCUUCACGUUAUUUCCUCGCGAGAACUUCUCGUAUUGACUAUUGCGCGAAACGAUGGGAUACGCCAGCUCCGUUAUGUCACAUAUGAUGAUGCAUCUUCUCCAAAGCAGCGUUCACGAACUCUUUGGAGACCUCCGAAGAUCUCGUCUGACUCCACUGCAGCACAUACCGCUAUAACGUCCAUCUUACCACUAGAGUUGGAUGCAGCGAUUACAGGCCAUAGUGACGGACACUUGCGGCAAACUUCCUUUUCUCAGCUGUGUCAAUCAGCACCUACAUUCUCCGUCAAGCAAAAAGAAUCUGACAUGCCCCUCAGCGGAUAUAUCAUGGCUUUGCAUGUGGUUCGAAAUGGUAGGACUAAGGAGCGUUACGUUGUCGGCGGAGCGGAUGAUGGAUCGAUCGCAUUCUGGACUUAUGACACUCUCAAACUCUGUGCCCGCUGGAUCGUUUUCGCCGAGCCUCUGGCACAAGUCCAUCAAUUUCAUAAGAUGACAACUGGACCUCUUCGCGGGUGCGUCCUAUGUGUAUCUCAAGACGGAACAAUAGCCGUUGUUGUGGUAGACGGCUUCCAAUUCUUGUACCUAAUUCCUGGAUCCGUCUUUCCUCUGGUCAGAAUAUGCUUGGGGAAUGACGAGCUUCUGCUUAUCUAUGCAGACCGACGUGCUCGUAUGUGGGACGCCAAGACGAGAGAGUUCAGGAGAUCCUUGAGCUUGGAUAAGGCUGAGGAGCUCAUCGGGAAAGAACGAUGGCUCGAACUAACUGCUGAUAGCCAUGAUUGUAUUCCGGAUACUGUUCUGAAGAGGCUACCUGGACAGGCGCUACCUGCAGUAAAAACACUUUUUUUGGAUCUUGGACGAUUCAUAACCUAUUCAACGACGGUUAUAAAGACUAUCAGUACGAAUCUUUCUCAAACGCAAGCGAUUUUCUCAACUCGCAACCGGCUUCUCUCUCUCCUUUCGGUCCUCUUGACUCCGGGAUUAAAUAAGGACACUGACGAAAUAUGCCGAGAUCAUCUGGGUAUUGGAACAUCAUUGGCACGCCCCGGAUCCUCGAGUCACGGCUUUACAUGUAUCUAUCGAUCCAAUCACCCGAGCGACCCAUGGUGUAUAUCGAGCGAGGUUUCCGCUGCACGUGCACUAUCCAUAACUGUCACUCUUCGUGCUCUAGGACUUUUCGAAGAGUUAACAGAUUUCGCGAACACUGUUAUCGCAUUUUAUGCUACAUCCUUACCUUUCAUAAUUGGUCCCAAUUACAAGCCCCACAGCCUUUCAUAUCUCGCGAGGCAGUGGUUCAACACAUCUCAUGAAGUGCGGCAAAGCUCGCGGUUGCUAUUCGACGCGGCUGUCGUGCGCUUAUCCGAUGAAGAGGCUAAUGCUGUUGCAGAGCAAUGGCAGCAUCAUCUUCCGUGCCUACAACCGACUGCUGAUAGGGAAUCCAUUCAGGCGGCUCUUUCACUUUUCAUUUGCGGGUAUCUUGCUGCAGAAAAAUAUAGUUUGUUCGCAUCAAGUGUUUUGACGGACAUAUCGAAGUCAAUAGCCUUAUACCUCCAAGAUGGGCGGUCUAUCUUCAGAGUGCUUGCUAUCGACCUGUGCUCCCGUGGUUUCCAUGUCUGGCAACAUUAUAUCGAUGCAAUGGAAAUUCUCAGGUUGCUGUUCAUACUGGCCACCACUUCACGGAAGGAAGCCAUUUCGACUCAAAAUAUAGGUGCUCAGGCAAGGUUAGCCGUACUGCAUAUUGCCGCCUCCAACACGCCUUUGUUUAUGACAACGCUGGGGCUUGACAUUCUCAGUCCGGCCGGUGUCGAAUACCGAAAAUCGAUCUUGCAAAUCGUCGCUUUUCUGAUACGAAAGCGACCCAUGGUACUCUACCCAAAUCUGCCAAAACUGAUGGAAGCCGUUGUGAAGUCGUUGGACCCUAAUUCAACUUCUCAUAGAGAUGCCAUUCUGGAUACCGCGACUGAAAUUAUCGGCCACGUUGUGAAGACGUAUCCUUGCAUCGAUUUCCACAUGUCGACUCAGCGCUUAGCCGUCGGCACAAGUGAGGGUGCGAUUGUCAUGUACGAUCUGAAGACGGCUAUUCGGUUGUAUGUGCUUGAGGGGCAUAAGAAGGGUAUCACGGCAUGUAGCUUCUCGCCGGAUGGGCGGCGGCUGGUUACACUAUCUCUCGAGGAAAGCGUUGUGUUGGUAUGGAAAGUCGGUUCCAGUUUUUCGAGUUUUUUUAAUCCUGGUGCACCGCCGCGCCAGGGACAUGCCGGUUCUGAGCCGUUCAAGACUCUUUCGUUCAAUGUGGGCGAGGAAGCAAACAUGACACUCUCUGAGAGCCUUACCCUAGUCCGCUUUGAGUGGAGUGCGGAAAGAAGCACAAAGCUAAAAAUUCGUGACAGCGUACUUACUUUCAGUACUUGA